Rhipicephalus microplus (southern cattle tick) is the source of this 6436-nucleotide messenger RNA. Its product is annotated as ral GTPase-activating protein subunit beta. NCBI's taxonomy places the organism in Eukaryota, Metazoa, Arthropoda, Arachnida, Ixodida, Ixodidae. Gene Ontology annotation, molecular function: GTPase activator activity. The record is from RefSeq and is a predicted model, not a curated record. Gene Ontology annotation, biological process: regulation of small GTPase mediated signal transduction; activation of GTPase activity.
CAGUGUGUCCUCAGCAGCCCAGCUGAUCCCCGCAGCUGAAAGAAAACUCCAUCAUGUUACGGACAAUUUCACAAUUAAUCGCGAAGGCUGCCGUAUAGCAGUACCGCCAGGCGUUAUUCGUAACCGUAUGUCACUGCUGUGGUGCGGCGAGUUGCGGAGUGUUUUACUCGCGAGUUUUACAUCGGCACUCCAGGGAGGUGUGUCUCUUUAGCUUCAACAUCUACAGUGCCGUUCUGACUGCUGCGACAGCGUUUUCUGUGGCAAGUGCUAUGCGUUAGCGAGACAGAACAAGUUCAGAAAAUGGUUCGCCAGCGAGACAGAAUGUACUCAGAGUGGCUGGUACUGCCCGUCACCGAAGAUGCGAAGGAGCGUAGCACCAGCGUGCUCCAGAAGUUCCCGUGUGCGGCCGGCCGCAACGUGGUCGCCGCCGUCCUCCACUCGCUGGCUAGCAACCUUGGGAUCAACAUUGCCAAGUGCGAGCCCAGCACCUUGGUGUCUGACAUCGAAGUCAACUGGUGCAUGGAGGUCAUUUGCUUUGGGCUGCGGCUGCCGCUUGCGGAGCACGAGGCCAUCCGGGACUGCGUCCACGUCUACUGCGAGUGGAUGCAGGCUCUGACGCAGCCGAAGCCGUGCGUUCCCAAGCCGGUCCAGGAUGACGCCAACCAGUACUUCAGGAGGAUGCUCAGACAUUUGUACAACCUCUUCGAGCCUCGGGAAGACAGCCAGACCGACAUGAUCAGCCGCCAAGCCGUGCUCUGCCACCAGGUACUGAGGAGGCUUCAGACAGUCGCCCAGGAGUCGACGAAGAUUGAGAAAGAGACAUGGGAUGAAAUACUUCGCUUCUUGCUUGCCGUCAACGAUGUGCUUUUGGCACCACCAUCCAGAAAAGAAGACAUGGGCAGCCACAUGUGCGAGCGCAUCCUCACGGCGCUGUUCGAGGUGUGGCUGCUGGCGUGCAGCCGCUGCUUUCCAUCGCCAAACCUGUGGAAGACGUUCCGCGAGCUCUGCUGCACAUGGAGGCAUCGGGGAGCGCUUGUCGAGCAGUGGAACCGCAUCAACCUUGUUCUGACGGCUGCCGUGCUGCGUCUCAUGUACGGUCACCACUACCCGGAGCUCAAGCUGGAAGACGAGGCGGUGAGUCUCGUCGCAGAGCUGAGCGGCGAGCAGCUGGCCCAGGCCUGGUACCGCUUCCUGCACGUGCUGGGCAACCCCGUAGACCUGUGCCGUCCCGAGGUGGUGAGCCAGACGCCGGCCUUCUACAGCCUUCUGGAGGCCAGCGACUCCAUCGUUGACCCAUUCCAAAAUCCAUGUCUGGCCGCGCUGCCGCACAUCUUUCACAGGGCCAUGAUGGGCGUUGCCGCCCUCGUCGAUGCUACUCUGGGCAUAAGUCCCAUUGCAGUAGAAGAGGAUCACCAAAAGUUGACGUCCCACAGCAGUUCCUCCUCUGCGGGAAGCGGACCGGUGACCUCAAACACCGGUUCAGGAACGACCACGACACCUCCGCAUCAAAGGAAGGGGGCCACGCGUAUUGCCGCCAUCUCGAACUUGAAAGCGGGCAUGUCCAAGCCGGGCGUGUUCUCGAACAUCCGUGCGAGCACAUCGUCGGCCUUGGCACCUGCGGCAACGACGGGAGCAUCGCUCGCCGCGGCUCCACUGGUUCCGCCACCCACGCCGCCAGCCACCACCGCACCCCAGCAGUUGAGGCCCACACCCGCACCGAUGCGCCCGCGGUGCAACUCGGUGCUGCACCUGUACGGCGCCUGGCUGUUUGAGGCUGCCCUGGUGGGGUCUGAACUGGAUGCCCAAGGCAGUUCUGGUCUUGUUCAAACUGACGGCACCGAGAUCAGCAUGCACUCGCGCUCAGGAUCAUUGCUCGAGUCCGGUGGAAGCGGCAGCACACGCAGUGCGGCCUCGGCCUCGGGAGGCGGCUCCGCGUCUUUUCCCGGAGUGCCCGACUCCAUUGAAAUCCCGCCGUACCUCAGCAUCGAGAGCUUUGAGGCUGGCCAGGCCGAGGCUGUGGGCACACUCUGCCGCCUGUUCUGCUCGAAGCGUACUGGCGAGGAGAUACUGCCUGUCUACUUUUCCCGGUUUUACCUCGCCCUGCAACACUGCCUCGGCAAUAUCGAGCUGCGGAGUCAAGUGGUGGCCAGCAUCCUGCUCAACUCGUGCAACCUCUUUCGCCAAGACCUUGAAGGAGUGAACGUCCUGCUGCCGCUCUUCCUGCAAGCUCUUGAAUCAGUCUUCUGCGCCGAUAAAGAUUCCAAGAUCAGGUCCCUACCCAAUGUGCCCCAGGUUGAACUGCGUUGGGCUUCUACACACCUGUUGCUGUCAAUGCUUCCUCUACCAUUGCACUAUGGAAACCUCACUUUGAAAGAUUUUGGCACGAACCAAUCCAUCACAUUUCAGUCACUGCGAGCACGGCUUAUGAACCUCCUGAUUGGUGCAUUGCAGAUAGAAACAGAUUCGACGAACACCCAGAUGUUACUUGGUGGCUUGCUUUUUUGCGUCCAAGAUGCAACGGCUUACGAAGAAGCCAACCAGGUGACCCAGCCGGGACCUUCCGGGGGCCAGGACAAUGCCAGCAUGACUUACUCUAACCUUCUGUGCUCAGAUGACGACGUUUUGGCGAGAGAAAAGUCGUGCAGCGCAUCGUCUGACUCGGAUGCCGAAUCCUGGUCGAGCUCUGAGGACUGUGAUUCGGCCAAUGCCCUCUUUGUACGCUCCAUCUACCUCGUGUGCCACCGACUGAUUUCCUCCUGGAAGACCGACGUCCACGUCUCACUGGCCGCGCUUGAGGUGCUGUCGGGACUCGCGAGAAUACGCCAGCCCCAGCAAGACUCUCUCGAGUGCCCGCGUGCCGUGAAAUGGAUCUGCGACUUCAUCGUGUACCAGUGUCAGCGACCGCCGCCGUUCCACUCGCGCGACCUCCACUCGACCAUCGUGGCGGCGUUCCAGUGCCUGACGGCAGUGGCUCAUCGCACCCAGCUCCUCAUGCAGGACAAGGAGACGGUGCACCAUGUGCUUGAGGUCGUCGAACUCGGUAUAUCUGGAUCCAAGUCGCAGUCCAAGGUAUCUGAUGUUCCUCAGCUGAAGGCCGAGAAAGAACUCAAGCCUUCUUCUCUUCGUGUUCGAGAUGCUGCUGAAGCUCUCUUGUCAUGUAUGAUGGACCAUGUGGGCUAUUUCCCUAAGAUGGCCGGUCCAGAGACACUGUCUUCAUUGCUUGAUGAAGAAGCACUGCUGAAGUUCGGGAACGCUGACGCCACGCCGUCGCUGCCGGAGGCUGUCGGCAAGCACUUCCGCUACUUCGUCUCGCAGAGCUCCGCCGUCAUCGCUGUGCUGGAGCAAAACCUCGGCAAUGACCAAGGUGCACUUCCUACCGUCACACUUUUGGUGAGGGUUCCUUUUGGGAGGCACGCUUGGACUAUGCAGUUGCGCCAUCUUCCACGCCACAAGUCUGGUGCACGAAGUGCUGCUGCAAACCCAGGUAGGCCCGUGCCCUGUUACGAGCCAGCGGACCGAAGCCACCCCGCACCGUCUCUCUUUCCCGAAAGCAUCGCCGAAAUUCCCACCUGCGAAAUCGACAAGAGCAUACCGGACCCGACAUCACAGACGCUGACGCGUGACGAGGCCCAAAUGCUCGGCUUCCUGGACCAGCAGGCCAAGGUCGAGAAGAGCAUCUGCCGCCGUUAUGAAGAAGACAUGCUGGGGCAGGACUUCCCAGAUCCGGCGACAGACUGCCACGCUCCAAGUGUCUGUCAAGAGUUUCAGACUGCGCGCUUGUUCCUGUCUCACCUUGGAUUCCUGUGGGACGAUGUCACAAAGGUGGCAAGUACCGGAAACGGCCAGCCGCUGAUGGCUCUCAACCAGAAUCAGACGGGCUUCUACAGCGCUCUCGACAGCCUCGACCGCAUCCCCUCGCGCACUAAUGACACCGUGUUUGUCUUCUACGUCAAGGAGGGUCAGGUGACCCCACUCGAGAUACUCGGCAAUGUGACAAGCAGCCGCAACGUGCAUCCUAUGUUUCUUGAGUUCCUGCGAUCCUUGGGCUGGCCCGUGGACGUGGGAAUGCACACCGGCUGGACCGGGAAUGUUGCCACAUCCUGGCGAGUCACCAGCGGUGACUUCAACAUUGCUGAUUUGCCUGCAGACCACGGCGGCAGUCUGUACAGUGGCCACCACCAAGUCCUCUACUGGUCAGAUGUGCUGUCCGAACUAGUGUUCGUCGUGCCUUCACCGAAAAACCUUCCUCGUGACGUUGCAUCCGGUGAAGUCACCCUAAGGCCAAAAGCGGACAGCUUUCCCGAGCGGUCCACAACAACCAUGAUGGGACCGCCAGCGUAUGACGGCAUGGCAGCCAGUGCGGAGGUCCCACAAGAGAAGGUUCAGCGUGCCAUGUCACUCAACAUUGACAGCACGGAGACAGUGACUCGACCUGCCCGGUCGCGACCAGCGCGCAUGCCCAACGUGGCACUUGCUGAACUAAAAGUGCUGGUUGUGUGGCUCGAGAGCUUCGAAGACCAUGUCUGCUUCCCCCUGAGUGAACUGCUGCCGGCCACGAAUACGGGCCAGGAGACUCCAUCUGGGCGUGGAGACGUGUUUGUGAUAUUCGUGCACGCCCUGCAGAGCGGCCUGUUCCGCAUAAAAGUGCAAAGCCGAGGAACCAAAACCAUGCAGGCGUUGCCACUCUGUUGACGGCAUGGUUGUCAGCCGCCGCGUCCUGGGCAUUCUUAUCCGCCAGACAGCUCUCAACAUAUGCCGGAGACGGCGGCUAGAGGCAGAGAUGUGUCCACCACCACACUGUGAGGCGCCGAAUGAAGAUCCAAGAGAUCGGAACCAAGUUCCAGCAACCACAGGGACAGCCAGAACUCUACGAGCAACUCUUCAAGAGUACACACUGAGCUGGUGCUUGCCAGCAAGGGCACUUGAGCGCAGCAACAUCGUGCGUUUAUUUCAGACAUCCCUGUUGCCGCAACUUACGGUAUUUGGGGGAACCGCGCCGCGUAGCAGUGCUCACCAUGCCGCAAACGUUGGAACAUGACAAUGGGCGGUCGUGCCGCCGUCAUUUCUGAGAUGGCGUAGGCACGACUGUGAUACGAGGACGUACUCCAGCGCGGCUUUACGAGAGGGCGUUUUGAAAUCCUUUCUGCGGAAGUGCAGCAAACCUGUUGCUGGCCAUUGCAUGGUGUAUGUAUACAGUCAAUCGCCCUCCUAGCAUGUUUAGUGACGGUUACCAUCUUGCAAAGCAGCAUAAGUUACACGGUUGCCGCCGCAGUAAUUGCGACGUGCAAUGUUUCGCUGUGUAUUAGCAUAUUACGAUAUUCGUGUUCUCCUUUUGUGCGCAGUGCACUGUAGAAUUGUCGAGUGACGGUUAUUGUACAAAACACUGAAAUGCAUUCCAGCCGAGUAUGUAACAUUUCGAAUGUAUGAGAAUCAAACAAGAUGCUUUUCAUGUAAAAAUGCAAUGGAAUGCAUGAAUUUUUGAAAUGUUUUUUUUAUGAGGUUCGUAAACACUUACUCCUGCAAAGCAUUGGUGUAUUGAUUAUCACAGAUGUAAGCAUACACAGGGCAAUGUUUUCGCUAUCAUCAAGGAUAAUCAUCAGUCUUAUUUUGCAAUUGCAGUCUUUGUGUUGUUUAAUCCUUUCACGAUAGCGUCAUGAUGAAACACAAAGACGUCACUGAUGUGUCACUUCUCUGCUUCGUAGUUAAUGUGUACUGAUAUACGGGGACUGGGAAUGUAUGUUAAUACUUUAAAUAAAGAUUAUGCAUCAUUUGUCAAACGCUAGAGAAGCACGCUCGGGAAAUUGGAAUUAACAUUUUCGCUCCGGUGGCUACUUGGUUAGUGUCCACUUCCAAUGCGGGAGGUCCUGGGUUCCAUUGCCAGUGCCGACCAUGAACCCACCGGUUCUUCCCAAUAGGUAGAGGAUUACGCCGACCUGGCGCUCAGUUGUGUCUGUGUACUCAUCUCGAAAGGUAGGCCCAUAAGGUUCUACGAACGCCCUUGGGCGUAUCUUAACCCACGACAGCCUUGGUGGAACAGCUGAGCAUCCGUAGCUGCUGUAGGAUGCAGCGAACUGCUGCCGCUAGGCACCUACUGGUUAAAUAGGUGCAAGCACACUUCCGUCUUGGUGCUCGGCAGAACAUAGUUCAUAGUUGCUUGGAAGGGCACCCGCACUGUGGGAAAUUGGGGGCAUGGAACCCUCACACGUAAAAUUAAGGUCAUCCUUCUUUUAAGCAAGAUGUUCGUUUAACUGUACGUCUUGCAUAAUCCUGAAUAGCAGUAUGUUGUACAGGCAGUGGUCAUAAAUGAAAUAGCUGCUAAAGAUUUUUAACCUGAGGCACGAUAUAUAACCUCUACACAUGUUAGUGAGUCGGUGUGUCCAUGUCUUGGUCUGUACGAACUUUGGAACGGUUGAACUAAAGAAAAAAUAAUGUUAGC